AUGUCUUCAUUACCGUCCAACGUCCACGUCUCCACGCACCCAUGUGUCCAGGCCAAGCUCUCGCAGCUGCGCUCCGCCAGCGCCAGCCCGCGGGAAGUCAAGUCGCUGAUCCAUGAGAUCUCGACAAUAGUCGGCGUCGAGGCACUCGCAGCGGGCCUGACCACCACCACUGCAGGAACCGACCAAAACCCCCUCGGCUACUCCUUCCCCGUCGCCGCCAUCUCGCCCUCGCGCAUCUCGCUCGUCCCGAUCCUGCGCUCGGGGCUCGGCAUGACGGACGCGCUCCUCGGCGUGCUGCCCGCCGCCGUGCCCGUCCACCACCUGGGCCUGUACCGCGAGAAGACGACGCUGCAGCCGGUCGAGUACUACAACAACCUGCCCUACCACAAGCCGACGGCGUCCAACCCGUCCGUCGCCGCGGGGCCCUCGGACCUCGCCAUCGUCGUCGACCCCGUCAUCGCGACGGGCGCCACCGCCUGCGCCGCCAUCGACACGCUGCGCGACUGGGGCGUCGGGAAGAUCAUCGUGUGCGCCGUCAUCGCGAGCGAGGACGGGCUGCGCAAGGCGGCCGAGACGUGGCCCGAGGGGGUCGAGGUCUACGUCGGCGGGUCUGACAAGGAGACGGAUGACAAGGGCAUGAUUAAGCCUGGCUUGGGCGACGUUGGUGAUAGGUUGUUCUUGACCAUCGGCAAAUAG
Molecule: messenger RNA, 696 nt
Organism: Diplodia corticola
Lineage: Eukaryota; Fungi; Ascomycota; Dothideomycetes; Botryosphaeriales; Botryosphaeriaceae
Product: uracil phosphoribosyltransferase
Exons: 2
Coding region: 1-696 (231 amino acids)
Source: RefSeq, a predicted model, not a curated record